UAGAUUUGUAGCUCACGUGGUUUUGAGGCACAUACCCGAAAUGCUUUCUAUAUAGAUGACUAGGCUUUAAGAGAGCUGUGCAGGCGGCUCAGUUUGUUCUGUUUUGAGCACACCCAUCAAUGCUGUCUACAUAGGGAGCUCGCUGUGGUUUGAGACGGAGCCGCUGUUGAGAGGGUCAUCGUGUGCUGUGAGCUCAUGCAGUUCACUCUGUGAUCUACUCCAUCCACAUCCUGCACACAGCGAUCCUCUCCUUCAUCAUCAUCUUCAUCGGUAUAGAUGAUCACACAUCUCCUCUCUCUCUGUUCGCUCGUGUAAUACUCUGCGUGCGGCGUCAGAGCUACAUUUUCAGCCGCCGAUCGUGCUGUAAAGACCCUCUAGUGAACGGGUUUACGAGGACGUCGGAAGGACGUUUUUAACGUUAUAUUCCAGAUGUUUGGAGUGGGUUUGGUUUCAACGCAGCGCUUCUGAACCGCGUUAACGGAGUUGCACGCUUUAAGACGCCCAUGAUGUCCACAUGCGACUGUGUCCUGGUGUGUAGAGGAUACAUCUGCAAUCGAGGAGUUAUCCAAACAAACAUGUAAACCAAACAGCGGAUCUCAUUCCUUUCCCCUCGUUUCGCACGCAACUAUUAGCAUUUUCAAUGCAAUUUGAAGAUUUCAGUAAAACAUGGAGAUAAGAAAAUGGCUCCUUGGCUACAGUUCCUCGCUUUUCUUUGACUGGGUUGUUGUAAAGCUUCUUCAUCAGACCAGAGAUGUUUCUCCAAGAUCCAGCAACGUCUCGUGUGUUCCUUGAGGACAUUUGAAUUCUGAUUCCCUUGGGUUGCUUUAAAGUUGUCUUUUCUUGCUGGCUGGUAGAUGACAGGCAACAUGCAUCUCGGGGUCGAGGAGCCCAUCCGAGAGUGCCAGUACAAUCAGAUCUGCACACACAACUCCUCAACCAUGGACACGCCACACACCAAAAAGAAGAAGAUCAAAAGGAAAUGGCAGGUUUUUCCAGGCCGAAAUAAGUUUUACUGCAACGGACGGAUCAUGAUGGCAAAGCAGACCGGGGUCUUCUAUCUCACAGUGGUUCUCAUUUUGGUGACCAGCGGCCUCUUCUUUGCCUUUGACUGCCCGUUCCUGGCAUCAAACCUGACCCCUGCCAUUCCGGCCAUCGGAGGAGUGCUGUUCAUCUUUGUGAUGGGAAUGCUGCUCCGGGCGAGCUUCAGCGACCCGGGCGUCCUGCCCAGAGCCACACCAGAGGAAGCGGCCGACAUCGAGAGGCAGAUAGAUACAGCCAACGGUCCGAGCGGCCCAGGCUACAGACCACCCCCCCGAACCAGAGAGGUGCUCAUUAAUGGUCAAACAGUCAAGCUAAAAUACUGUUUCACCUGCAAGAUCUUCAGACCGCCGCGGGCCUCACACUGCAGCCUGUGUGACAACUGCGUGGAGAGAUUUGAUCAUCACUGCCCGUGGGUGGGCAACUGCGUGGGGAGGAGGAACUAUCGCUUCUUCUACCUGUUCAUCCUCUCACUCUCCCUCCUCACCAUCUUCAUCUUCGCCUUCGUCAUCACGCACGUAAUACUGAGAUCCAACAGGACUGGCUUUCUCAGUGCUCUCAAAGACAGCCCUGCUAGUGUUCUGGAAGUGGUGGUGUGCUUUUUCUCCAUCUGGUCCAUCGUGGGACUGUCAGGCUUCCAUACCUACCUGAUCAGCUCCAAUCAGACCACCAAUGAAGACAUCAAGGGUUCAUGGUCAUCCAAACGAGGCAAAGGCAACUACAACCCUUACAGCUACGGAAACCUGAUCACCAACUGCUGCGCUGCACUGUGUGGACCGCUGCCACCCAGCUUGAUUGACAGAAGAGGUUUUGUCCAACCAGACACCCCGCAGCCUGUGGCCCAGACAAACGGCACCGGUGCCUGUCCCUCCAAUCAAGUCCAGAGUCACAUGACAUACAUCGACGAUGAGGACUGUGUGAACCCAUCAGCUCUCAUGAGUCUGGAUUCAGUUUCAUCAGCUAAAGCCAAACACAUCAGCCGCUGAUUCUGAUGCCAAUUAUUCAAUCCCUUAAGGGAUCCAGAUGCUUUUAAGAGACGAUUGCAUUAUGUAAGCUAUUAAUUAGGUUUCAAAAUGAAUUUUUAUAGUGUAAAUCUUUGAGACAAGUAAUAUUUCUAUGAAUCAGAUUAGAUGGGUGAAUCUAACACUAAAGAGCCCAGGUCACAUUUCACCUUAAACAAAUGAACAAAUACAUACAUAAAGAAUAUCAAGAAUAAAAAUGAUGUCUGUUUUAUGGACCUGUGUUUGUUUGUGUUUCAUAGUUUCAUAAGAAUUAAUUGAUAUAAUUAUAUUAAUUUGUAAUUUUAUAUUAAUAAAAGUUAUACAUUUACUCAGCAAAUAUGUGUUGUUCUUAAAUUACAAUAUAUAUUUUUUCCCUUCAUCUUAAUAGUCCAAAAAAAGGCUUUUUCCAUUAAGAAAAUGAUCUUUUUGUAUUUCUUCUUAUUUCUAUUUAUUUUUUAUUUAGAAGUGAAAUAUGUCCUCAACACGUUCUUCCCAGGUUUGGUGAUAUUCACCCGGAUAUGAUUAACUUCUAACUCCUUUCUCUGUCUUUCCUUACUUUCUCUAAACUUUUUAAUCUUCUAAUAAUAAUCGUUUUGUCCUUCUAACCACCAGAGACUGGUCUUAUCUGACCCAGGGCUCCAAAACAACAAAUAAACGACACAUUUGUGACAAAAUUUCCAAAUCUAGCUGCCAUUUGUAUAUAGAUGUCCAUUCAAACAGUAUGAUAUUUUUGCACAAAGACAUCCGUCAGUUGGUAGAAGUUAUUUAAAUAACUCAGACAUCACCAUGAACAAAACCACACCAGCAACGUAUGCUGGUGACCACAUCAGUCACAUCAGUCAUUAGCAGUUUGGAGCCCUGUGACGUGUUUUUCUAUAAACAUUUUAUUCUUUGUUUGGUCUGACUUCCUCUCGGCUUUCCCUUUUCUCUCUGUCCUUCAUCUUUC
Carassius auratus (goldfish) is the source of this 2985-nucleotide messenger RNA. RefSeq names its product probable palmitoyltransferase ZDHHC14. The record is from RefSeq and is a predicted model, not a curated record. NCBI's taxonomy places the organism in Eukaryota, Metazoa, Chordata, Actinopteri, Cypriniformes, Cyprinidae. Gene Ontology annotation, cellular component: endoplasmic reticulum; Golgi apparatus. Gene Ontology annotation, biological process: protein targeting to membrane; peptidyl-L-cysteine S-palmitoylation. The coding region runs from base 855 to 2024 and encodes 389 amino acids. Gene Ontology annotation, molecular function: protein-cysteine S-palmitoyltransferase activity. The transcript has 9 exons.